AUGUUCUAGUGGAGUGUUGUUCUUUGCGAAUGUAUCUUGCAGACGUGUAAUGGCGGGCAUGCAGAAAGGAGAGAAGGGCGGGAAACGUUUGAUCAAAAGUUUGAUAGAUUCUAUAGAUGUUGCGUAUUUCAUAAUCCUAAACAACGUAUAUUGCGGAAUAUGGUGCGCUGAGCCUCCGUUGGUGUCGUAUCUGGCGUGUUUACUCUUAACCGUGUUCUUACUUGCGCAGAGAUGGCUGGGAUGUCUGGAGAGAUGAAACUGCCGAGCAGUGAAAACUCGUGCCUCGCGGAUGUUGACAGAGAUUUCGGCCCGCUGCACUGCGCGGCCCGCCAUGCGUCGAUGAUCGUGGAGGUCACCAGCCACAGACAGCUUGAGGGGAUAGAGGGUUUGAUUCGCUGGGACAAGGUGGUAGCGCGUGCCACAUCAGGUACUGGAUGCUGCUCGUAUGCGCCGCCAAGUGUGAUCAGGAGUGGCCGCAAAUUCGGUCGCCAGCGCGUAAAGUCGACAUGCCCAAUCACAUGGGACAGCGCUCAGAGGCCCAGGGUGAUGGGUAUAGAGAGACCCGCCGCAGCCCAACUCUUGGAGGGGGCCAUGGUCGACAGGCUACGUAAGUCAGCAGUAUCGCGUAGAAACAAGCAGGCGACAGGCGUAUUUGCCGUGGUCCGUCUUUUUCUCGCAUAUAAACCUAGGGGUCCGGAUUCAUGUACCAUUGAUGCACCCCUCGCCCGGCAGCGUCAUAUGUAUUGAGCCACGAGCCACGAGCCACUACCCCACCCACAGCAGCAGCCAUCCACACCCACACCCUGCGCACGUCGAGCUAUCCGCACCCG
Molecule: messenger RNA, 830 nt
Organism: Alternaria alternata
Lineage: Eukaryota; Fungi; Ascomycota; Dothideomycetes; Pleosporales; Pleosporaceae
Exons: 1
Coding region: 232-747 (171 amino acids)
Source: RefSeq, a predicted model, not a curated record